AUGGGCGCCUAUCUCUAUGGGCGCCUAUCUCUAUGGGCGCCUAUCUCUAGGGCGCCUAUCUCUAUGGGCGCCUAUCUCUAUGGGCGCCUAUCUCUAUGGGCGCCUAUCUCUAGGGGCGCCUAUCUCUAUAGGCGCCUAUCUCUAGGGGCGCCUAUCUCUAGGGGCGCCUAUCUCUAUGGGCGCCAAUCUCUAGGGCGCCCUAUCUCUAUGGGCGCCUAUCUCUAUGGGCGCCUAUCUCUAGGGGCGCCUAUCUCUAGGGGCGCCUAUCUCUAUGGGCGCCUAUCUCUAUGGGCGCCUAUCUCUAUGGCGCCUAUCUCUAUGGGCGCCUAUCUCUAUGGGCGCCUAUCUCUAGGGCGCCUAUCUCUAGGGGCGCCUAUCUCUAUGGGCGCCUAUCUCUAUGGGCGCCUAUCUCUAGGGGCGCCUAUCUCUAGGGCGCCUAUCUCUUUGGGCGCCUAUCUCUAUGGGCGCCUAUCUCUAGGGGCGCCUAUCUCUAGGGGCGCCUAUCUCUAUGGGCGCCUAUCUCUAUGGCGCCUAUCUCUAGGGGCGCCUAUCUCUAUGGGCGCCUAUCUCAAGGGGCGCCUAUCUCUAGGGGCGCCUAUCUCUAUGGGCGCCUAUCUCUAUGGGCGCCUCCUUAGGGGCGCCUAUCUCUAG
Molecule: messenger RNA, 651 nt
Organism: Closterium sp. NIES-65
Lineage: Eukaryota; Viridiplantae; Streptophyta; Zygnematophyceae; Desmidiales; Closteriaceae
Source: the annotation of a GenBank genome assembly